AAAGAGAAAGACUUGUUUGGGAAACGAAAUACUGAAAUAUAAACAUGUUUCCUCUUUAUUUUCUCUUUGGCCGACCAUUUUCAGUAGGUAAGAAGGAAAAGAGAAAGGGUCUCGUCUCUCUGCAACUUUUAAAGGCAAAGACCCUUUUGUUUCUUCACAGCUUCUUGCUUUUUUUAAGAUUACUUAGUAGGAGUGAUGGCUAAGGUUCUGGCUCAGUCAACUAUUGUUCGUGCUCUAGAUACUAGUCGAAGCCUUGGUCCAUCCAAAGAAUCUGGAAAAUCAAUAAGGUCUGCCAAAAUGAUGUGCAGUUUACAAACACCUGGAUUGAGGAUAAGGAGUUUCUCUGGGUUGCGUGGUUCAAAUUCUUUAGAUAAUACGGUCAGAUUUGGCCUAGAUUUCCAUUCUAAGAUUGCAAUUUCAAUCUCUUCCCGACGAAGAAGAGGUAGCAGAUGUGUACCUAAAGCCAUGUUUGAGCGCUUCACAGAAAAAGCAAUUAAAGUUAUUAUGCUUGCCCAAGAGGAAGCCAGAAGGCUUGGCCAUAAUUUUGUUGGUACAGAGCAAAUUUUAUUGGGCCUUAUUGGUGAAGGUACAGGCAUUGCUGCAAAAGUUCUUAAAUCCAUGGGAGUCAAUCUUAAAGAUGCACGAGUAGAAGUGGAGAAGAUAAUUGGAAGGGGCAGUGGGUUUGUUGCCGUGGAGAUUCCAUUUACUCCUCGCGCAAAACGUGUUCUGGAACUCUCAUUGGAAGAAGCCCGCCAACUUGGCCAUAAUUAUAUCGGAUCAGAGCAUCUUCUUCUUGGGUUGCUUCGUGAAGGUGAAGGUGUAGCAGCCUAUGUUCUUGAGAAUUUAGGCGCUGACCCAAGUAAUAUCCGCACACAGGUCAUUCGUAUGGUUGGUGAGGGCAACGAAGUUAGCGUUGUUACUGGAGGAUCAACUGGCAACACUAAGAUGCCAACACUUGAGGAAUAUGGAGCCAAUUUGACUAAGCUAGCUGAGGAGGGUAAAUUGGAUCCUGUUGUUGGGAGGCAGGCUCAAAUAGAACGUGUUGUCCAAAUAUUGGGUAGACGGACCAAAAAUAACCCAUGUCUUAUUGGAGAACCUGGUGCCGGAAAAACAGCUAUUGCAGAAGGCCUUGCUCAACGUAUUGCUAGUGGUGAUGUUCCUGAUACAAUUGAGGGAAAGAAGGUUAUAACACUUGAUAUGGGUCUUCUUGUUGCUGGAACGAAAUAUCGUGGAGAGUUUGAGGAGAGAUUGAAGAAGCUAAUGGAGGAAAUCAAGCAAAGUGAUGAGAUAAUAUUGUUUAUUGAUGAGGUGCACACCUUAAUUGGAGCAGGAGCUGCAGAAGGUGCCAUUGAUGCUGCCAAUAUCUUGAAGCCAGCUCUUGGAAGAGGUGAAUUGCAGUGUAUUGGAGCUACAACACUUGACGAAUACAGAAAGCAUAUUGAGAAAGAUCCAGCAUUAGAAAGACGAUUCCAGCCAGUAAAAGUGCCGGAACCGUCUGUAGAUGAAACUAUACAGAUUUUGCAAGGCUUGCGAGAGCGUUAUGAGAUUCACCACAAGCUUCGAUACACAGAUGAGGCCUUAAUUGCUGCUGCACAGCUUUCAUUCCAGUACAUCAGUGACCGUUUUCUGCCUGAUAAGGCAAUUGACCUGAUUGAUGAAGCUGGUUCUCGUGUUCGCCUUCGUUAUGCACAGCUCCCUGAGGAAGCUAGAGAGCUUGAAAAAGAGCUUAGGCAGAUCACAAAGUCAAAGAAUGAAGCAGUUCGUGGCCAGGACUUUGAGAAGGCCGGGGAAUUACGUGAUCAAGAAAUUGAGCUCAGGGCUCAGAUCACUGCAAUCCAAGAGAAAGACAAGGAGAUGAAUAAGGCAGAGGCAGAGGCAGGGGAUGGAGGUCCUGUUGUGACAGAAGUGGACAUUCAGCAUAUAGUUUCUUCUUGGACUGGUAUUCCUGUUGAGAAAGUAUCAACCGAUGAGUCUGAUCGACUCCUUAAGAUGGAAGAGAUUCUUCAUAAGCGAGUCAUUGGUCAAGAUGAAGCUGUUGAAGCCAUUAGCCGUGCUAUUCGACGUGCCCGUGUUGGUCUCAAGAACCCCAAUCGGCCAAUUGCUAGCUUCAUCUUUUCUGGACCAACUGGUGUAGGAAAGUCAGAACUAGCAAAGUCACUAGCUGGUUACUAUUUUGGCUCUGAAGAAUCUAUGAUCCGACUUGAUAUGAGCGAGUUCAUGGAAAGGCACACAGUGUCCAAGCUCAUUGGUUCACCCCCAGGGUAUGUUGGUUACACUGAGGGUGGUCAGCUAACUGAAGCUGUUAGGAGACGACCAUACACUGUUGUACUUUUUGAUGAGAUCGAGAAGGCCCAUCCUGAUGUCUUUAACAUGAUGCUUCAGAUACUUGAGGAUGGAAGGUUGACUGACAGUAAAGGAAGAACAGUGGAUUUCAAGAAUACUCUGCUGAUAAUGACGUCUAAUGUUGGAAGCAAUGUAAUUGAGAAGGGUGGGAAAUCAUUCGGAUUUGAUCUUGGUUUUGAUGAGAAAGACAGCAGUUACAAUAGAAUAAAGAGCCUUGUGAUGGAAGAACUGAAGCAAUAUUUCAGGCCGGAGUUCUUGAAUAGAUUGGAUGAGAUGAUUGUUUUUAGGCAGCUCACCAAGUUGGAGGUAAGGGAGAUUGCUGAUAUAAUGCUUAAGGAGGUGUUUGACAGGCUUAAAUUCAAAGAAAUAGAGCUUCAAGUGACUGAAAGGUUUAAGGAGAGGGUGGUGGAGGAAGGAUACAACCCAAGCUACGGAGCAAGGCCUUUGAGAAGAGCCAUUAUGAGACUUCUCGAGGACAGCAUGGCUGAGAAGAUGCUUGCUAGGGAAAUCAAGGAGGGUGAUUCAGUGAUUGUGGAUGUUGACUCUGAUGGAAAUGUUACGGUUCUCAAUGGUAGCGGUGGUGCUCCCGAAUCAUUGCCUGAUCCAAUUCCAGUUUUGUAACCAAAUAGCCUUUUCAGAUAUGUUGUUUGGACCUUUUCUUUUUUAUUGAACCGGCUAUACUAGUUGUAGUCCGUUUUCUUGAAAGGACUACUUGGCAGUAGAAUUGGAAGUCAUUGAUUGCUUGCCUGUGGACAUUGUAGCUGUAUUUCUUACACUGAAUCACAUUCAUAAUUGGAAGAGGCACAAAGAUGAUGCAGGGAAUGUUAGGUUGGCAGUUUACAACAAAAUGAAUUGGAUGGAAACACUUCAAAAAUGUUAUUAUGGACCUUUUUUCAACCGUGAGGUUGUUCUUUAAUGAUCCACAUCUUAAUUCUUGAAGCAUUAUAAAAACUUACGUUGCUUCACCAAUGCCAGGAAUUAGCUAUGUUUACAGCCUGGUUAUGAGCUGUUGAUGAAAAUGACAAUAUAUGAUACAAGAAAGUGCAAGGCAAAUGUCUCUGUAAAAACCAACUCUUUCUCGUUCACCAAUUUAUAUGAUGAUCUUACAUUACAGGGUAACAGCUAAGCUGUUCAUGAGUGUUGUUGCUAAUAACUGCAGAGAUAUUGGUUCCAAAUAACACA
Molecule: messenger RNA, 3525 nt
Organism: Durio zibethinus
Lineage: Eukaryota; Viridiplantae; Streptophyta; Magnoliopsida; Malvales; Malvaceae
Product: chaperone protein ClpC1, chloroplastic-like
Biological process (GO): cellular response to heat
Cellular component (GO): cytoplasm
Molecular function (GO): ATP hydrolysis activity; ATP binding; protein binding
Source: RefSeq, a predicted model, not a curated record